Molecule: messenger RNA, 345 nt
Organism: Ambispora gerdemannii
Lineage: Eukaryota; Fungi; Glomeromycota; Glomeromycetes; Archaeosporales; Ambisporaceae
Source: the annotation of a GenBank genome assembly
AUGUCCAAUAUUAUCCAUAUCAAGUCUGAACCUGAAGACAGCAGCAUAAUAUUUAUAAAAGAAGAAGAAAUCUCCAAUCCAAAUUUCUCAUCAUCAUCUUCCACAAAUGUUAAAAACGAAUUAAUUGAGGUAGAUUCGGAUUCGGAUUCGGUGCAACUAGCGCGUGGAAGAUUAUCUACGAAAUGGACUAAACAAGAAGAAAAAAUCCUACUUGAUGCUUGGAAAUUGAAUCCACCUAACUUUAGCAAUCUUACUUUAGAUUUACCCAACCGAGAUCGUAGAAAUAUCAAACGAAAGUUUGAUAAAAUGGUUGCGACGAUAUACAAUCAUUUCAAUCUUGAAUAG